ACUCGGCAAACGGACGACCGACGACGAGCAUGAAAGAGGGGUGCUUGAGGUGCUGCUCCGGUCUGUCCGCGGCAGGCGUGAUAUACCUGUCUCUGAUGUCGAUCAUGCUCAGCAAGCAGCCAGAGUAUAUACGAGGUCUCCACCACCACGACAAGCACGACCUGCAUUCGAGCUGCGCAGUCGCCGCCGUGAUGUACGCGCUGUGCUUGGGUGGAUGCGUGUAUGCGCUGCGGGCGCACAACGAAUCCAAGCACUUGCGCUACGGGGUCAAGGUCGUGUCAUCGAGCGACGAGUGCGACCCUCUCAAGAAGAGCUCGGACGAAGACGACGGCACCGACUUAAAGGUCCGCGGCGCGGUCAGCGGCGGCGUCAUCUCAGCCAUUAAGACCCAGCUCAUGAAAGCAAAGGUCAUGCACAGCGACGAAAUGCACAGUUUAGUCGAAAGCGACGGCAGCUCGAGCCCGCGCAAGCCCAAGCCACGAAAGGGCGAUUGAUCCACUCACUUUUUUAAACGACCCUGUUUCCAACAUAAUCCCAACUUCAGUCCAUGCCGAUUGUGUUGGACCAAGCACAGACGACUCCGACCUGGGCGAAGUCGCCCAUCAAUAAAUCCCCCCAUCUCCGAGCAGCACACUUGGUUUGGGGUGAUUAAUACUCUCGGCGCUGGCGACUAUCGCAGCGUUUUCUGACGUGAA
This is a messenger RNA of Aphanomyces invadans, 695 nucleotides long. RefSeq lists its product as hypothetical. Lineage: Eukaryota; Oomycota; Saprolegniomycetes; Saprolegniales; Verrucalvaceae. The record is from RefSeq and is a predicted model, not a curated record. Bases 30 to 494 code for a protein of 154 amino acids. The transcript has a single exon.